This is a messenger RNA of Sipha flava (yellow sugarcane aphid), 746 nucleotides long. RefSeq lists its product as uncharacterized. NCBI's taxonomy places the organism in Eukaryota, Metazoa, Arthropoda, Insecta, Hemiptera, Aphididae. The annotation marks the transcript as partial. The record is from RefSeq and is a predicted model, not a curated record. The transcript is spliced from 5 exons.
AAAGGUUGCAGAGACCAAAAACACCGCAAACCAUCCACAUUUCAAAUUAUACCCUCAACAUUUUUUCAACAAGAACUGAUUGUGAAUGAAAUUAAUGUAGCAGUUGUUUUUGGCAACAUUGAUGCGAUCCAUAGUUAUCGUGAAGAGUUAGCUUCAGUAGAGCUGGUUGGAGUAGAUGCCACAUAUAAAACUGUUCCUCAAGUGUCAGGGGACUUACGAUCUUUCCCAACAUUCCAAGUACUCUACAAAGAUGCAUUUCCAAUGGUCUAUGCCCUUUUGGGGAGUGAAACACAAGAAACUUACUCUACAUUAUUUAAAGUAAUACGCAAUAUUUUACCUCUUUUUUAUAAUGGAAUACGUUUUGUCACUAAUUAUGAACGUGCUCUUAUGAAUGUUAUCAGGGAAGUAAUUCCAAAUAGUCAAUUAGUAUGUUGGUUCCAUUAUACAAAGAAAAGCUGAUUGUUGUUGAGAAUCAGUUCUUUAUAGAAUUUCAACAAUGUAGAGAUAGCUUUAAAGUUAGAAAUUAAAUGUCCAAAAAAGAGAGGGAAAAUACAUCUAUAAUGAUAAGAGAAUGUGUACAGCAGCUGAAUCAAGACGGUGACUUAUUGAUGUUUGUGAGGAAAACUGAUUACCGUAAUGAUGGUUAUGUUCAACGACAAAUCUGGCCAUAUCCUAAUAUAUAAUAAAAUAUUACAAUUAUUGUUUUUAUAUAUUGUAAACUAAUUUUAUUAUUGUUUUUUUUACCU